Misgurnus anguillicaudatus (oriental weatherfish) is the source of this 1657-nucleotide messenger RNA. NCBI's taxonomy places the organism in Eukaryota, Metazoa, Chordata, Actinopteri, Cypriniformes, Cobitidae. The record is from RefSeq and is a predicted model, not a curated record.
UAUACUGCAAGAAAACAGAUAACAACACGAAGAAAGAAAACAUCAACCACAGGCUUCUGAACGAACUUGACUUUUUUGUAGACAGGACUAAAGAGAUUCUUCAUACCGACAUCAUGCCUUCAGCUCAAAAGUUUGUAAAAAGUUGCCAUGCAUUUCUGGCCAAAACUGGUGCUUUUAGCUCUUUCCCACUGAGUUUUGUGUUACUUGGACUGGAGAAGGUGAUUGAACUACAGCUUUCAUGCCCGUGCAGCAAUGAUUCAUGGAACAAACUUCAAAUAUCAUUCAUCUUUAUAGGACCUUUUUUGUUUAUAACUGCUGUAAUGUUUAUCAUUUUAAAACCCUUUGGAUAUGCAAAAACAACCACAACAGUAGUCGACUUGGAGAUGAAACCAUUGCAGAACAGCACCAGUGUCGAGAAUGGCAACAGCUCCGGUGCCGAUUCGGUGCAGAUCAGCCACAGUCUCAUAUGCUGUGUGAAAAAUAAGAUCAGAGGUGAUCAGACGAAUAGUCCUAAAGCAAAUGAGGAUGAAGAUGUUCCAAACAAUUUAGAAAUUAUAGCCAAUUGUCUGAUUCCUCCUGUUAUCUGGAUCAUCAUCUUGCUUUUGGAUGGUGAUUAUCUGGCUUGUUGCCAGACAACAUGGAAAGGAAAUUAUGUUUUUAAUAAAGAGCUAAACAGAAAGUGGUGUCAACCUAUUGAACAGAGCCGUGCUGGAAAUGAGACUGAUUUACAACACAAAUAUGAAACGUUUAUCGGCAGAUCUCAGUUGGGUGGUUAUGCAACGCUCGCUAUCUUGGGUCUUCUUAUCAUUGUCAAAGUGUGUUACAAAGUGUGUAACUGCCAGAGAAAAAAACACAACUCAACAAAACAAAAACAACCAUCGCAAGAACCAUCGAAAGAACCAUCGAAAGAAUCAUCGAAAGAACCAUCGAAAGAACCAUCGAAAGAAUCAUCGAAAGAAUCAUUGAAAGAAUCAUCGAAAGAAUCAUUAAAAGAAUCAAAGAAACAAUCAGGGAUAAAGCCAGAGGAAUUGGAGCUCCUUGAGGGACGAAGAACUGUUAAUUAAUUUCCCAUUGAUAAUAGUAAAAGUUUACGUUUUCAUGCAGGGAUCAUUCUUCAAUAAAAGAAAAUCUUGCGAAAAAUGCCAAGUAUUCUAAAAAGGUGAGAAAAGAAAAAUAAGACUCAAAAAAGUUUUUAGGUUAUUUUACUAAAACUGAUGACUGAGUGAAACAGCAAGUGGACUGUGCACAUAUAAAAACACAUCAUGCCUGUCGAUUUUAGGUUAGUUUGGUUAUUUACUUGAUGGAUAUAAAAGUUUUGCUGCUUCUUAGGGCUUAUUGCUUUUAUAAAACUGCUAUUACAUAUACCUAGCCAGAUUUAAUGAAAUAAAACCGAGCAAAUAAAAUGUAAUUGUAUUGCAAAAAGUAUUAUGCUGUGGCGAAGCACUGUAGUCAUAUCAUGGAAUGAUUUUAAGAUGUAAGAAUGUUUUUUAUUUUUCUGUCAUAUUAUGUCAUAAAUGGUCUGACUUUUAUGGCUGCAUUGUUUCUUGGGCUUUGUAAGUAACAAUAACAAGUUACAUAAAGAUGUUGCUAAUUAUUCACAUUUAUGUACUCAAAAAGACCUGUAUAUAAAGUAUUCAUGCAAAUCAUAUGCGUUUAC